Molecule: messenger RNA, 1503 nt
Organism: Cheilinus undulatus (humphead wrasse)
Lineage: Eukaryota; Metazoa; Chordata; Actinopteri; Labriformes; Labridae
Gene: ppp2r3c
Product: protein phosphatase 2, regulatory subunit B'', gamma
Exons: 13
Coding region: 122-1495 (457 amino acids)
Biological process (GO): positive regulation of B cell differentiation; microtubule cytoskeleton organization; T cell homeostasis
Cellular component (GO): spindle; centrosome
Source: RefSeq, a predicted model, not a curated record
UUGGUAACUUAAUGUUGUCACUGCUAAUCACCUAUAACAGAACGAAGAGAAAUGUCUUUUUUCAUUCUUUUGAAAUAGGAAUACUGCAUAAAUAAAAUAUUCUCCUGGAUUUUUUAGCAGAAUGGCUCAAGAACAGCAGCCUCACUGGUCAGACAUUUUGAAAAGGAGGCUAGCAAACUCCAAAAGAGACGACAGAAGCGACGAGGAAAAGACGGCGGAAGAAACAGAGUUGUUCUCCAAAUAUUACACUGAGUGGAAAGGAGGAGCAGACAGAGACAAGUCUUACAAGAACAUCCCUCGGUUCUACUACAAGCUGCCAGCAGAAGAUGAAGUCUUGCUGCAAAAGCUGAGAGAGGAAUCCAGAGCUGUGUUCCUCCAGAGAAAAAGCAGAGAGCUGCUGGAUAAUGAGGAGCUGCAGAACCUGUGGUUUCUGCUCGAUAAGCACCAGGUUCCUCCAGUAAGCGGUGAAGAGGCCAUGAUCAGCUAUGAAGCCUUUUUACAAGUGGGUGAGAAGGCUGGGCCAAAGUGCAACAAAUUCUUUACAGCCAGAGUGUAUGCCAAGCUCUUCCACAGUGACCCCUAUGGCAGAAUCUCCAUCAUGCAGUUCUUUAACUACGUCAUGAGGAAAGUGUGGCUCCAUCAGACCCGGAUUGGUUUGAGUCUGUAUGAUGUUGCAGGACAGGGCUACCUCAGAGAGUCAGAUUUGGAGAACUACAUCCUGGAGCUCAUCCCAACUCUGCCACAGCUAGAUGGACUUGAGAAGUCCUUCUACUCUUUUUAUGUCUGCACAGCUGUUCGCAAGUUCUUUUUCUUCCUCGACCCUCUACGGACAGGAAAGAUAAAAAUCCAGGACAUAUUGGCCUGCAGUUUUCUGGAUGAUCUACUGGAGCUGAGAGAUGAAGAGCUGUCUAAAGAGACUCAGGAGUCCAACUGGUUCUCAGCUCCCUCGGCUCUCAGAGUCUAUGGCCAAUAUCUAAACCUGGACAAGGACCACAAUGGCAUGCUGAGCAAAGAGGAACUCUCACGUUAUGGCACAGCGACACUCACCUCUGUCUUCCUGGAUAGAGUGUUUCAGGAAUGCCUCACCUAUGAUGGAGAAAUGGACUAUAAGACCUAUCUGGAUUUUGUGCUGGCAUUGGAAAACAGGAAGGAGCCAGCAGCGUUACAGUACAUUUUUAAACUUCUUGACAUGGAGAACCAAGGCUACCUCAAUGUCUUCUCACUCAACUAUUUCUUCAGGGCCAUUCAGGAACAGAUGAAAAUCCAUGGCCAGGAGCCAGUCUCCUUUCAGGAUGUCAAGGAUGAGAUCUUUGACAUGGUGAAACCUAAAGACCCCUACAAGAUCACUCUCCAGGAUUUGGUAAACAGCUGCCAGGGCGACACUGUCACCAGCAUCUUGAUAGACCUUAACGGCUUCUGGACCUAUGAGAACAGAGAAGUGCUGGUUGCCAAUGACAAUGACAGCAGUAACACAGCAGACAUGGAUGACACCUGAAGAAGAUU